Sphaeroforma arctica JP610 is the source of this 3292-nucleotide messenger RNA. RefSeq lists its product as hypothetical. The transcript is spliced from 17 exons. The coding region runs from base 1 to 3228 and encodes 1075 amino acids. Gene Ontology annotation, molecular function: metal ion binding. The record is from RefSeq and is a predicted model, not a curated record. NCBI's taxonomy places the organism in Eukaryota, Ichthyosporea, Ichthyophonida.
AUGGCGGUGGCUACAGACGGCACGGACACCUACAUACAGUCCAAGACGCCGUUGAUCACUUCCAGUGGUGAUAACCGCAUGUACAGGAGGUUUGUUCUGGCGAAUGGGCUUCCAGUUACACUGGUGUCGGAUCUUGACGCAACGCAGUCCAGUGCCGCGAUGGGGGUGGCAUGCGGCAGUUAUCGCGACCCCGAUGAGUUGCUGGGCCUGGCUCAUCUGACCGAGCACAUGCUCUUUGUGGGUGGCAGUGAGCGAUAUCCGGGAUUAAAUCGCCUGGAUAAGUUUUUAGCGUCUCAUGGCGGAGAGCAGGCGAAUGCGUGGACAUCCAACACAGCCACAGUCUACUUCUACGGGGUGGAGCCGUCGUCUUUCAACGAGUCGCUGCAACUGUUUUCUGGAUUCUUCAUCGACCCCAUUUUGACACCGGAGAGUAUCGGCGACGAGAUCAACGCCGUGAAUGCAGAGUACGAGAAGGAUCUGCCUCAGAACGACCGCAAGGCACAAAUGGUACUCAAUACCAGGCAGAAACAGGACCACCCAUCGUCACGGUUCACGAUAGGCUCCACCAAAUCACUGGUGGAGGACCCCAAAGUCUCUGGCACGGAUGUGUUCACGGGCAUGUUGAAAUAUAUCAAUCAGUGCUAUAAGUCACGCAACCUGAACUUGGCGAUUGUAUCGCCGCAUUCGCUGGAUGAAUUGGAGGCGAUGGUCUCCGAACUCUUCGUGCAGGUGCCGGUGGGCGAUAAACCGGAGCCGCUGAACCUGCCACUUCCAUACGAUCCCUCCAAUUUAAACGGAUUCUUUACUAUGAAACCAGUAGGCGAGACUCGCAAUGUGAGGAUGCAGUGGCAGCUGGCAACCUCGCCAUACACACUGAGCAGUCCCGCCGACUACUUGGCUGUGCUGGUGGGCGAUGAAGCAGACGGCAGUAUCCUGGCGACCCUCAAGGAGGAUGGUCUGGCCUUAUCGCUAGAAUCCGGCACCGACUACUACGAGGGUUAUACCAUCUUCCAGGUGUCUGUAAAGCUCACGGAAGCGGGGCUGCUGAGGUGGCCUGAAGUGGUGUCCCGUGUGAAGGAAUACAUUGCCAUGGUCGAGAACGCCGGACCCCAAGAGUCGGUGUAUGAGACUUCGCAAAUGGCUCGUGAAUGCGCGUGGAAGUACCAAUUCUCCGUCGAUCCGAUUGGUUACGCUAGCACGCUAGUGGCUCGAGAAAUAGAAAACAUGACAGAGGCAAAAAAUCUUCUCCGCCCGCCCUCGGCGUUCGAGUAUGACGCCGAUUUGGAUGCCGCGGUGACCACUGAGCUGCACACUAACCCGUUUCUGGUGCUCGUUAUGGAUCCCGACACCCCGAUCUCACCCGCAGCAGGUAGUGAGGAGGUUGCAGCUGAUCCAGGCUCGUCUACACGAAGGAACCCGAGCAGACGUGCCGACAAUCCGGCAGAUGUAGACACAGACAUGGAUACAGAUGCAAGCGCAGAGACACCCCCAGAGGCGAACUCCGAUACAGGCGCCACUGAAAAGGCUGUACCAAGCUCGGGUACACUGAAUGGAGUGACUGUGGAGGUCGAAGAAUGGUUCAAUACGCCGUACACCUUCACCGAGUUCAACCAGACGAUGCAGGAUGCCUUCGGCAACUUCACCAUGGGGAGUCGCUUGCAUUUGCCCGCCAAGAACGAAUUUCAGUGCAAUGCCACGGAUCUCACGCUGCUGCCCAAGAUUGUGGAGCCAGUGCUGGACGAUCUGAAGGAGAAGGGCGACCACUUGUGGCACGCACAGGAUGUGGUCUUCCGCACGCCCACAGUGGUGACGCAGACCACAUUGCUGUCUCCAUUGAAUAAGCAGUACAAGCUCAUUAGAAGUAAAAGACGGGAUACGGCCAAUUACCGGAUCGGAAGUGUAGAAGUUGAACUUCGCAUGAGGAUGAUGGCUGAUAUCCUCAGCGACGCAGCGAAGAGUCUGGUCUAUGACGCAGAGCGUGCAGGCAUGGCUGUGGCCGUAACUGGCCAGAGCGGCGAUCUGCAGAUACAUGUUUCUGGAAUGAGUGACGGAUUCAUACUCAAGUUCCGGUCGUUGUUGGGCGAGAUCAUCCCUUCGUCGUCGGGCACUGGCCUAUUUGCCAACACAGUCGAGCAGAAGGUACGGUUUAAUGAGCUGUAUGAGCGUGCCGCUGAGAAAGAGAGGACGAGAUUGGCGGACAACCUGGUGCUGGGCAGUCUCACACAGGGGGUGGUGGUCUUGCGUCAGUUACUGAAGGAGGAUGAGCACAGCGAUGCACAGGUACAACGUGCAUUCGACGUUGUGGAUGCAGACGAUCUUGCUAAGUUCAUGCAGGAGUUCUUCCAGGAUGUCAGGAUAGAGAUGAUCGCCACUGGAAAUGUGAGGCACGAAGAAGCCGCCGAGUAUGUGGACUAUGUGCGCGUGAUCCUCUCGCCGCUCGCAGGGGCCAACAAGCUCAGCACAUCGCACACAGAGAUGCACUAUGUGCCAGCCACAGCGGAUACUACUGCACUGUUCUCCAGCUCAGAGACUGACGCCAAACACACAGACGUGAUCGUGGAGACGGUCAACACCAACCCAACCGACGAUACCAGUGCGAUUAUUGCCUGGAUGCACGCUGGCCCGGUGGAGCCCCGUAUCCUGGCACUCGUACGGCUUAUCACCGCGAUGUCGAGUGAGCAGGCAUUUAGUGUCCUGCGUACCACCGAACAACUAGGCUACAUUGUGUCUCUGCAGAUGGUCGAGUUCAACGACGUGGCAGGUAUAUCCAUUGCUGUCCAGUCCAAUCGCCACCCACGCUAUCUGAGCGAGCGCGUGGGUGCCUUCCUCAGAGAGUCUCACCUGCGGACCUUGCGUGACACUACCGACGCCGAAUUCUUUGAAUUCAAGCGUAGCGUUGUCGACGAGUUGAAUCGCGGGGAUAGUUCGUUGUUCGAUGUCAGCGUUAGAGUAUGGUCUACUAUUCAAAGCAAGAAAUCACUAGACGACGUCGACUUCGGCGUUUCGUACAAGGUCGUCACAGCGCUACAAAAACUGACGAAGGAGGAAGUUUUGGAAUUCUUUACGGAGCUUACCAACCGAUGUCUGACAGUCCAGAUGGUGUCGCAAUCUGUUACCGACUGGCAGAACGAUACGAUGAUCGCUACCACUCCUGACGCUCACGCUGGUGCUAUUAUUAGAACAGACGAGUACUUCGAGAUGCUCGAUAUACCAAAUCGAAUAGAUUAAUACAAAGUAUAUCCACAAAGUAACUUAGAACCGAAUAUAUGAUAAGAUUAAAUAAAAAUUAGGC